Molecule: messenger RNA, 1142 nt
Organism: Linum tenue
Lineage: Eukaryota; Viridiplantae; Streptophyta; Magnoliopsida; Malpighiales; Linaceae
Source: the annotation of a GenBank genome assembly
UAUCAGAUUUCCAAUUUUCCCUCUCCCUCGAUAUACUCUCAAUCUGAUUAUCAAUGGCUCAGACGACGCCGAAUCACACCCAGACGGUCGCCGGCUGGGCAGCUCACGACACCUCCGGCGAGAUAACUCCUUACACUUUCAAACGCCGGGAGAACCGCGAUACAGAUGUAACGAUAGAGAUAUUGUACUGCGGAAUCUGUCAUACUGAUCUUCACCAGGCGAAGAAUGAUUGGGGGAUCACAACGUACCCUAUUGUUCCCGGGCAUGAGAUUACGGGAAUAAUUACCAAGGUGGGUAAAAAAGUGGAGAAUUUCAAGGUUGGAGAUCGAGCUGGAAUCGGGUGCCUGGCUGCUUCGUGCUUGGACUGUGAGUUUUGCAAGAGCUCUCAAGAAAAUUAUUGUGACCAGCUUCAGUUCACUUACAAUGGUGUUUUCUGGGACGGGAGCAUUACUUAUGGCGGUUACUCCAAAAUGAUCGUCGCUGACUACAGGUAUGUGGUGCAUGUGCCAGAGAGCCUUCCAAUGGACGCGGCAGCACCAUUGUUGUGUGCGGGAAUCACUGUCUUUACGCCUUUAAAAGACCAUAAUUUGAUUGAAUCUCCAAGAAAGAAGAUAGGUGUUGUUGGAUUGGGUGGCCUUGGUCACGUGGCUGUCAAGUUUGGGAAGGCAUUCGGCCACCAUGUUACUGUCAUUAGCACCUCUCCUUCUAAAGAGAAGGAGGCCAGAGAGCGAUUAGGUGCUGAUGGCUUCAUCGUCAGCUCCAAUCCCAAACAAAUGGAGGCGGGAAAGCGUACCCUUGAUUUUAUACUCGAUACGGUGUCAGCUGACCACGGGCUUGGGCCGAUCUUGGAAUUACUCAAAGUCAAUGGGACAAUGGUGAUCGUUGGAGCCCCGGGCAAGCCCCUUGAACUACCGGCUUUUCCUCUGUUAUUCGGGAAAAGAACCAUUAAAGGUGGGAUAAUAGGAGGAAUGAAGGAAACACAAGAAAUGAUGGACUUGUGUGGAAAAUACAAAAUAAGUUGUGACAUUGAAGUUGUGAAACCAGACAACAUCAAUGAAGCUUUCAACCGUUUGGCGAAAAAUGAUGUGAAGUACCGAUUUGUUAUUGACAUUGCUGGCAGCUCGUCCAAUUUGUAAUCGGAG